UGUCACUUCUUCUUGAGGUUAAGAGGCGGAAUGUCUUUGGGCAUUGUACAUUAUUACCAACGUCCUCAUUCAGUUUUAGGGACCAUAUCAUCUUACGCUCCAAGAGAUGAGAUUGGCGCCACCGCUGGGACUGUUAGCAGUGGCUGUGCUGGGAACAUGCAUCCGUUUCCUCUGGCUCAAUGCCCAAAAUCAACACCAACGGAUUUGUUACACAGGGGCCUCCUCCAUUCGGCCUCGGCGUGCAUUCAAAUCCUACUCAGAAUACAUCCACCUGCAAUUGAACAAGACUCUAAAUCCGCGCCUCAGGGAGGUAUGGACGACCCGGGAUUGGGGAAGAAAAGUGGAGGUGUUCUCGGGCAUAUUUGGGCAUCUGAAGAAACAGGGGCUGGUGGCAGAGCAGUCGAAGGCGUUGUGCAUUGGAGCUCGGGUAGGUCAAGAAGUGGCUGCCCUCAAAGCAAUUGGUGUUGUCGACGCCAUUGGCAUCGAUCUCGUUCCCUUUCCUCCUCUGGUUCUCUCUGGUGACAUGCAUUCUCACCCAUUUCAAGACGACACCUUCGAUUUUGAAUUCUCGAAUGCCUUCGACCACGCGCUUUAUCCCUCUCUGUUUGUGUCUGAGAUCGAGCGGACCCUCAAGCCUGGUGGCGUCGCCGUCGUACAUGUUUCUGCCCACAGACGGGGAGAUAAGUACUCUGUAAAUGAUCUCUUCAGCCCUGAUCCCUUCAUUGCUCUUUUUAAAAAGUCCAGUCUUGUACAUGUCCGGAAGGUCGAUGCCUUCGGCCUCGACACGGAAAUCGUCCUACGUAAGAAUAGUAGUGGGAUUGUGAGUCCGACUGUAAAAGAAGCCCAUUUGCCCUGUUCUAAAUUUGUCUCUGAAAUGCCAGUAUAAUGGGGAGCCCAAGUUCUCUGUAAAUCUCUCCACAUCGCUCAUGAAAGGUGUAUAUCAAUGGUCGUCGAAGUAAGACAGAGAUUGCUCUUCUUCAUCAA
Cryptomeria japonica (Japanese cedar) is the source of this 984-nucleotide messenger RNA. RefSeq lists its product as uncharacterized. Gene Ontology annotation, molecular function: S-adenosylmethionine-dependent methyltransferase activity. NCBI's taxonomy places the organism in Eukaryota, Viridiplantae, Streptophyta, Pinopsida, Cupressales, Cupressaceae. The record is from RefSeq and is a predicted model, not a curated record. The transcript has a single exon. Bases 107 to 886 code for a protein of 259 amino acids.